GAAGUGGUGAGUUUUAUGCCUCAGCAAUGUGACGACUUUCUCAAGUUAUGUUACCUAAAUGGCAAGCUGUACCCGAACUGCAGAAAUUUGUUCUUUCCUAUAUUGACGCAACAUGGCUAUUGCUGUAUAUUUAAUAGUGUUUAUGAGCUUCGAGAUCAUAAGAGGAAUAUAAGGAAGACUAACAUCACUAUUCACAAAGCAAAGAAGCCAGGACCGCACAAUGGUUUGACGGUUGUCUCUGACUAUAACCCUGAGGAUGCUAUCGAUGGCACUAUUGUUAAUGCUGGGGCAAUACGGGUACUGGUUAUGGACAUGGAUGAGUUUCCAUCGGAUGAUGAAUCGAGUUUGGUACAUUCAUAUACAGAAUCUUACCAUUUGAUUCAUACCUCAUACACCUACUGUUCCGACGGAGUAACGGCGCUGCCAGCGGUCAGUCGGGAGUGCUACUUCGUGGAUGAGGAACCGCUUCGUUACUUCAACGAGUACCACAACUCUGACUGCGACCUUCUGUGCCACGUGAAGCGGGUGGAAAAGCACUGCGGCUGCAUCAUGAUGUACAUCCCCCACGUCAAGAUGUCGCAGAUAUGUGACAUAUCCGACAUUAAGUGCAUUAUUGAAGUCAAGCUACAAUCAACUGAGGAAUACAGACGUAGCGAGUGUAAUUGUCCUCGAGAUUGUGUUUCCUACAGAUAUCGAGUGAACAUGAUCCUCGGGAACCUAGAUGCACUGCCGUACCAAAUACGAAACCCAUAG
Molecule: messenger RNA, 753 nt
Organism: Leptidea sinapis
Lineage: Eukaryota; Metazoa; Arthropoda; Insecta; Lepidoptera; Pieridae
Product: sodium channel protein Nach-like
Exons: 5
Coding region: 16-753 (245 amino acids)
Biological process (GO): sodium ion transmembrane transport
Cellular component (GO): membrane
Molecular function (GO): ligand-gated sodium channel activity
Source: RefSeq, a predicted model, not a curated record